This is a messenger RNA of Aspergillus sclerotioniger CBS 115572, 987 nucleotides long. RefSeq names its product putative mitochondrial ornithine carrier protein AmcA/Ort1 (gene amcA). Gene Ontology annotation, biological process: mitochondrial L-ornithine transmembrane transport. The transcript has 2 exons. Bases 1 to 987 code for a protein of 328 amino acids. The record is from RefSeq and is a predicted model, not a curated record. Gene Ontology annotation, molecular function: L-ornithine transmembrane transporter activity. Lineage: Eukaryota; Fungi; Ascomycota; Eurotiomycetes; Eurotiales; Aspergillaceae.
AUGGCGGCUGCCGAACAUGCGAUAGCAAUCAAUGAUGAUAUACCAAUGGAGCUUCCUACACUCCCGCCCAACCAGGGCCUCGAGGCCUUCAAAGAUAUUGUGUUCGGAUCGGUCGCAGGAAUGGCAGGGAAAGUGAUCGAGUACCCUUUCGAUACUGUUAAAGUGCGUCUCCAAUCGCAACCGGAUCAUCUUCCCCUCAGAUACAAAGGUCCUUUGGAUUGUUUCCGUCAAUCUUUCCAGGCGGAUGGGCUACGCGGGCUCUACCGAGGCAUCAGUGCUCCCAUGGCAGGUGCUGCCAUAGAGAACAGCUGCUUGUUCUUCAGCUACCGCAUUAUGCAAGACGUCUUGAGGGCCACUAUCUACUCCCCAACCGACACCUUACCGUUCCCCGCAUUGGUAUUCAGCGGCGCCGCAUCUGGGUCCAUUACUUCUCUUGCGCUCACGCCUGUCGAGCUCAUCAAAUGCAAGAUGCAGGUUCCCCAUGCGUCUGGCGCAAAGGCGCCCGGGCCUUUGGCUCUGAUGGUAUCCAUUUUUCGUCAAGAUGGUAUUCUGGGCUUCUGGCGGGGGCAAAUGGGAACGCUGAUCCGCGAGACUGGUGGUGGCGCUGCAUGGUUUGGUGGCUACGAAGGAGUAUCUGCACUGUUUCGCGCAUCCCGUGCCCCACCUACAGAUGCCAGCCAGGAUGAAGCAGUGUCUGAUGCCAUUCCAAUUCACCAGAAGAUGAUUGCGGGUGCAGCGGCAGGUGUAAGCUACAACUUCCUGUUCUACCCUGCCGAUACGAUCAAGUCGCGCAUGCAGACCGAGGACGUCACCCAAGCAGCUUACAAUGGCAAACGUCAGACAUUCUGGGGUGUCGCCAAAGCUUUGUGGAGGCAGCAAGGGAUAGGGGGCUUGUAUCGGGGCUGCGGUAUUACCUGCGCUCGGUCUGCCCCCAGCUCAGCAUUCAUCUUCACUGUCUAUGAGGGUCUACGGAAUCAUUUUGCCUGA